Molecule: messenger RNA, 1068 nt
Organism: Dinoponera quadriceps
Lineage: Eukaryota; Metazoa; Arthropoda; Insecta; Hymenoptera; Formicidae
Product: odorant receptor 49b-like
Exons: 6
Coding region: 1-1068 (355 amino acids)
Biological process (GO): detection of chemical stimulus involved in sensory perception of smell; sensory perception of smell
Cellular component (GO): plasma membrane
Molecular function (GO): olfactory receptor activity; odorant binding
Source: RefSeq, a predicted model, not a curated record
AUGGCGAACCCACUGACGAUGGGGAAGCUCAUCGUCUUCCUGAAGGUGGAUUUAUUGUUCGCCUGCUGUUGGCCGUUGCGGUCUACCGCCACGAGAUGCGCGAAAAUACGCAACAAGAUAUUUCGCCUGCUGUCCGUGCUGCACGGCAUGACCAUGGUGGUCGCGAUAGUGUACACGAUCUACGUCAAUCGCACGAACAUGUUUCUGAUAAUGAAACUGUGCUGCGAGCUGUGCACCACCACCGAGGUCCCGUUGCAGGUCAUUUGCUACUCCCUGCAGUACGAUCGACUACAAUAUGUGAUUUACGAAUUGGAAGAUUAUUGCAAGCGGGCAAAACCGGAGGAGAGGGAAGUCUUUCAUCGUUACAUUUACAGCUGCAAAUCGGUCUACGUGGGCUCGGUGUGCGCUUUCACCGUUACCGGCCUGCUACUCAUUAUCAGCCCCCUCGUGGAACCCCAUCCGUUCCCCGUCGACAUCGAGUAUCCGUUCUACGUGGAUUAUCAACCCGUGAAAACUAUCAUUUAUCUGCAUCACAUAUUACUCUUAUAUCAAAGUUACACGCAGGUGUGCUCCAAUAUUUUCGUCGCGCUCCUUUUGUGGUUUGUCUCGGCGAGGUGCGACAUACUGUCCGAUCGAUUUCGGGCGGUCACGAAAUUCGAAGAGUUGCAUGCGUGUGUGACGGAACACCAAGAAUUGUUGAACAUGAACGAUGUAAAUACAAGAAUUAUGCUGAGCAGGAGUCGACAACCGAUGUCGGUGAAAUCGACAUUCUUGAUCUUCUUCAUUUCGUCCCUCGCAAAAGUGUAUUUGUGCGCGUGGCCGGCCGAUCAUUUGUUAAGCGCAAGCACCAAUAUCGCGCAUGCUGCAUAUGAAUCGAUGUGGUAUAACGGGGAGGCCAACUUGCAGAAGAAUUUCUUACAUAUUUUGUUGCGCAGCCAGCAUCCAAUAGCUGUAAACGUACCCUGCAUGCUUCCGACUGUUUCAUUAAAUUACUACACCUCUUACAUCUCGACUGCCUUCUCUUAUCUGGCCACAUUCCGAGUUUUACUCGAGAACGAGGGCAAUUAG